Messenger RNA from Rhizophagus irregularis DAOM 181602=DAOM 197198, 940 nucleotides. NCBI's taxonomy places the organism in Eukaryota, Fungi, Glomeromycota, Glomeromycetes, Glomerales, Glomeraceae. The record is from RefSeq and is a predicted model, not a curated record.
UAUAGAUCAUGUCAUCCGAGCUUGAAUUAUUGAAACAGCGCAUCACUGAGCUUGAGGCUGAGAAUGUUGAGAUUGCAGAGCUCAAGAAGGAGAAUGCAGAGCUUAGAAAGGAGAAUACUGAUUUUAGAAUGAAGUUCGCUAACUUUGAAGCUGAGAGAGCUGAACUUAAACGCAAGAUUGCCGAGACUCUAAGAAUGACUGAAGAAGAGAGAACGAGGCGUGAUGCUGAAAAUGUCAAACUCAGGGCCACAAUCGAGGAGUUGAGGAAAAAUAAUACUAAAGAGAGCGCUAGCUUCAAUUCAGUUGCAGAUCAGGUGCCAACGGUAACGCAUCACGAGAAACCAUUGGUGGAUACUUCAUUACCUGAAGACAAGGAAAUGGACGCUCCGGCCAAAUCCAAGAGUCCCUUCCAACACAUCCCAAAGAGAAAAUGUCUCAAGAUCUCAACUCGGUCACUCAGCCAUGCAAUAGCACGUCAUCGGAAGAAAAGAUAUGUAGCGAACUCUGAUAAAUCUAGCAUUGAUGAGGCCUCACAACAUCUAGCUCAGUUAUGCGAUAAAGCUUUUGAUGCUGAAGAUAAAGCAAAUCGAGCUAAUCAGGAAGAAAUUUUAUGCUGGUACCUCUAUGCGAAAGAUUUCAUAAUUCAGCUCAAUGGAAUCAUAGAAAGUAGUGGAGGUAAAUUCGGUGAAAAGAAAGCAAGAGGCUUACUGUAUGAUUCCAUUACAAAACAGCUUAAUUUGCUUCGUAAACAGAGAUCCCAAGAAACGGGGUUACAGCUUCGAGAUGUAUCACGAGAUAGUUUGCGCAAGAAAACCCAGAGAGCUGAGAAAGUCUAUAAAUUUAUCGAACAAGUGGGCCUCUGGUAACGGAUCAUGUGACUGAAAUUUCCGAGACAUUAUGUCCCGGAAAAAAUUUGCCUGUAAAUACUCCCGAUCAGAAU